Messenger RNA from Terrapene triunguis (Three-toed box turtle), 8451 nucleotides. RefSeq names its product unconventional myosin-Va. Lineage: Eukaryota; Metazoa; Chordata; Testudines; Emydidae. Gene Ontology annotation, cellular component: myosin complex; actin cytoskeleton; vesicle. The record is from RefSeq and is a predicted model, not a curated record. The transcript has 37 exons. Gene Ontology annotation, molecular function: microfilament motor activity; actin filament binding; ATP binding. The coding region runs from base 70 to 5112 and encodes 1680 amino acids. Gene Ontology annotation, biological process: actin filament organization; vesicle transport along actin filament.
GAACGGAAUCAGUCAAUCAUUGUAAGUGGGGAAUCUGGAGCAGGAAAGACUGUCUCUGCUAAGUAUGCCAUGAGAUACUUUGCCACUGUAAGUGGUUCUGCCAGUGAAGCUAAUGUUGAAGAGAAAGUACUGGCUUCCAACCCUAUCAUGGAGUCCAUCGGAAAUGCCAAAACCACAAGGAAUGACAACAGUAGUCGUUUUGGGAAGUACAUUGAAAUUGGUUUCGAUAAGAGGUACCGAAUCAUUGGUGCUAACAUGAGAACUUACCUCUUAGAAAAAUCAAGAGUGGUAUUUCAGGCAGAAGAGGAGAGAAAUUAUCACAUUUUCUACCAGCUCUGUGCCUCUGCAGCAUUACCUGAGUUUAAAACACUGCGAUUAGGGAAUGCAAAUUACUUUCACUAUACGAAGCAAGGAGGUAGUCCAGUGAUUGACGGCAUUGAUGAUGCUAAGGAAAUGGUACACACCAGACAGGCCUGCAGUUUGCUAGGGAUUAAUGAUUCCCACCAAAUGGGAAUCUUUCGAAUCCUCGCUGGGAUCCUUCACCUGGGCAACGUGGGGUUUACCUCUCGGGAUGCUGACAGCUGCACGAUCCCCCACAAACAUGAACCCCUCACCAUCUUCUGUGACCUCAUGGGUGUGGAGUACCAAGAGAUGUCCCACUGGCUUUGCCAUAGGAAGCUUGCUACUGCCUCUGAGACCUACAUCAAACCAAUUUCCAAACUGCAGGCCAUCAAUGCCAGAGAUGCUCUUGCCAAACAUAUCUACGCUAAACUCUUUAACUGGAUUGUUGAUCAUGUGAACAAAGCUCUGCAUUCUACUGUAAAGCAGCAUUCUUUCAUUGGCGUUUUGGACAUUUACGGGUUUGAGACAUUUGAGAUAAACAGCUUUGAACAGUUUUGUAUAAACUAUGCCAAUGAAAAACUGCAGCAACAGUUCAAUAUGCAUGUCUUUAAGCUGGAACAGGAGGAAUAUAUGAAGGAACAAAUUCCAUGGACCUUGAUUGAUUUCUAUGACAAUCAGCCUUGUAUUAAUCUCAUAGAGGCCAAAUUGGGCAUCUUGGAUCUGCUAGAUGAGGAAUGUAAGAUGCCUAAAGGAUCAGAUGACUCUUGGGCCCAGAAAUUGUAUAAUACACAUUUGAAGAAAUGUGCACUCUUCGAAAAACCACGUAUGUCAAACAAAGCUUUUAUCAUACAACACUUUGCUGACAAGGUGGAAUAUCAGUGUGAAGGCUUUCUGGAAAAGAACAAAGACACAGUUUAUGAAGAACAAAUCAAGGUCCUAAAAUCAAGUAAGUUUAAGAUGCUGUCAGAGUUGUUUCAGGAUGAGGAGAAGGCCCUUAGUCCCACCUCAGCAACCCCUUCAGGUCGCACGCUGCUGUCUCGCACUGCUGUAAAACCCGCCAAGGCCAGACCAGGCCAAGCAAGCAAGGAACAUAAGAAAACUGUGGGACAUCAGUUUCGGAACUCUCUUCAUCUGCUGAUGGAAACCCUUAAUGCUACAACUCCACACUACGUGCGUUGUAUUAAGCCCAAUGACUUCAAGUUUCCAUUCACGUUUGAUGAAAAGCGGGCAGUGCAGCAGCUCAGAGCGUGCGGCGUUCUGGAAACUAUCCGGAUCAGCGCAGCUGGCUUCCCUUCCAGGUGGACGUAUCAAGAGUUCUUCAGCCGCUACCGUGUCCUGAUGAAGCAAAAAGAUGUCCUUAGUGACAGAAAACAGACAUGCAAAAAUUUGUUGGAGAAGCUGAUUCUGGACAAGGAUAAGUACCAGUUUGGUAAGACAAAAAUAUUUUUUCGGGCUGGUCAAGUAGCCUAUCUGGAAAAAAUAAGAGCAGAUAAGCUGCGAGUUGCCUGCAUCCGCAUCCAGAAGACAAUCCGAGGGUGGCUGAUGCGAAAGAAGUACCUGCGCAUGAGGAAAGCAGCCAUCACCAUUCAGAGAUAUGUCAGAGGGUACCAGGCACGAUGCUAUGCCAAGUUCUUGCGAAGAACCAGGGCUGCCAUCCUAAUUCAGAAGUUCCAGCGCAUGUAUGUGGUUCGCAAAAGAUACCAUCUCAUGCGAGCUGCCACUAUUGUGCUUCAGUCACUUUUACGAGGUUACAUAGCAAGGAACAAAUACCAGAGGAUGCUUCGAGAGCACAAGGCCAUUAUUAUUCAGAAGCACGUGCGGGGCUGGCUGGCUCGUGUGCGCUACCGUAGGAGCUUGAAGGCAAUUGUGUACCUGCAAUGCUGCUAUAGGCGUAUGAUGGCCAAGAGGGAACUGAAGAAGCUGAAGAUAGAGGCGCGCUCUGUGGAACGGUACAAGAAACUCAAUAUUGGGAUGGAGAACAAGAUCAUGCAGCUGCAGCGUAAAGUUGAUGAGCAGAACAAAGACUACAAAUCCCUGCUGGAGAAACUAACUAACCUGGAAACCACGUACAACACAGAGAACGAGAAGCUGCGGAGUGAUGUGGAAAGGCUUCGCAUGAGUGAGGAGGAGGCUAAGAAUGCUACGAACCGUGUGAACAUGCUCCAAGAGGAGAUCACCAAGCUUCGAAAGGAGCUGCACCAAACACAGUCUGAGAAGAAGACAAUUGAGGAAUGGGCAGACAAAUACAAACAGGAAACAGAGCAGUUGGUAUCAGAACUGAAAGAGCAAAACACAUCACUGAAAAAGGAAAAGGAGGAGCUGAAUCGUCGCAUCCAUGAUCAGGCCAAGGAGAUGACAGAGACCAUGGAGAAGAAGCUUGUUGAGGAAACGAAACAGCUGGAGCUAGAUCUGAAUGAUGAAAGGUUAAGGUAUCAGAAUCUGCUGAAUGAGUUCAGCCGCUUAGAGGAGCGCUAUGAGGAUCUCAAGGAUGAGGUGAAUCUGAUGGUGAGCAUCCCCAAGCCUGGGCACAAAAGAACGGAUUCCACACACAGCAGCAAUGAAUCUGAAUAUACAUUUAGCUCUGAGAUUACAGAGACAGAAGACUUACCACUGAGAAUGGAGGACCCAAGUGAGAAAAAGGCACCGCUGGACAUGUCUCUGUUCCUCAAACUGCAGAAACGGGUUACAGAGCUGGAGCAGGAAAAGCAAUCCUUGCAGGAUGAACUGGACAGGAAGGAGGAACAGGCUCUCCGCACCAAGACCAGGGAGGAGGAGGAAAGGCCCCCAAUGAGAGGCGCAGAACUAGAGUAUGAGUCACUUAAGCGUCAAGAACUUGAAUCUGAGAACAAGAAGCUGAAGAAUGAGCUGAAUGAGCUGCAGAAGGCUCUUUUGGAGAAGAGCUCUCCAGAGGUGACUGCUCCUGGUGCCCCUGCCUAUAGAGUCCUCCUGGAUCAGCUGACCUCAGUAAGUGAGGAACUGGAUGUACGCAAAGAAGAAGUCCUCAUCCUGAGGUCUCAGCUGGUGAGUCAGAAGGAGGCUAUUCAACCCAAGGAGGAUAAGAAUACUAUGACAGAUUCUACAAUCCUCUUGGAGGAUGUACAGAAGAUGAAAGACAAAGGAGAAAUAGCACAGGCAUAUAUUGGGCUAAAGGAAACAAACAGACAAUCUCUUCAGGACUAUCAUAUGCUGAAUGAGGAUGGAGAACUAUGGCUGGUUUAUGAAGGGUUAAAACAAACCAACAGGCUCCUCGAAUCUCAGCUUCAGUCCCAGAAGAAGAGUCACGACAAUGAGCUGGAAGCUCUCCGGGGUGAGAUGCAGAGUUUGAAGGAGGAGAAUAACCGCCAGCAGCAGCUUUUAGCACAGAACCUGCAGCUGCCCCCGGAGGCCCGGAUUGAGGCCAGUCUACAGCAUGAGAUCACCCGGCUGACUAAUGAAAACUUGGAUUUAAUGGAGCAGCUUGAAAAGCAGGACAAGACAGUUCGCAAGCUGAAAAAGCAGCUGAAAGUGUUUGCUAAAAAGAUUGGUGAACUUGAAGUGGGCCAGAUGGAAAACAUUUCGCCUGGGCAAAUCAUUGAUGAACCCAUACGUCCAGUUAAUAUUCCACGGAAAGAAAAGGACUUCCAAGGAAUGUUAGAAUAUAAGAAGGAUGAUGAGCCAAAACUGGUCAAGAAUCUUAUUUUAGAUCUGAAACCACGUGGUGUAGCAGUCAACCUGAUCCCAGGACUACCAGCAUAUAUAUUAUUCAUGUGUGUCCGCCAUGCUGAUUACCUUAAUGAUGAUCAAAAAGUGAGAUCAUUGCUGACUUCCACUAUUAAUGGCAUCAAAAAAGUAUUGAAGAAAAGAGGUGACGACUUUGAAACGGUCUCCUUCUGGCUAUCUAACACCUGCCGAUUUUUGCACUGUCUGAAGCAGUAUAGUGGAGAAGAGGGAUUUAUGAAGCACAACACACCUCGUCAGAAUGAACACUGCCUCACCAAUUUUGACUUGGCUGAAUACAGACAGGUAUUGAGUGACUUGGCUAUUCAGAUCUACCAGCAGCUCGUCAGAGUGUUAGAGAAUAUUCUGCAGCCAAUGAUUGUUUCAGGAAUGCUGGAGCAUGAAACUAUUCAAGGCGUCUCAGGGGUAAAGCCACCAGGGCUGCGAAAGAGAACGUCCAGUAUUGCUGAUGAAGGGACCUACACGCUGGACUCUAUCAUUAGACAGCUGAACACAUUCCACUCAGUAAUGUGUCAGCAUGGUAUGGAUCCGGAGUUGAUCAAGCAAGUUGUCAAGCAAACAUUCUACAUCACUGGGGCAGUAACCCUGAAUAACCUCCUCCUGCGCAAGGACAUGUGCUCCUGGAGCAAAGGGAUGCAGAUACGGUACAAUGUGAGUCAACUUGAAGAAUGGCUACGUGACAAAAAUUUGAUGAAUAGCGGGGCUAAAGAAACACUGGAGCCUCUCAUUCAGGCUGCACAGUUGUUGCAGGUGAAAAAGAAGACGGAUGAAGAUGCAGAAGCCAUUUGUUCAAUGUGCAAUGCUCUAACUACUGCACAGAUUGUAAAAGUUUUGAAUUUGUAUACUCCAGUUAAUGAGUUUGAAGAAAGGGUCUCAAUAUCAUUUAUACGUACGAUACAGAUGCGUUUACGAGACAGGAAAGACUCUCCUCAGCUGCUAAUGGAUGCUAAACACAUCUUUCCUGUUACUUUUCCAUUUAAUCCAUCCUCCCUUGCAUUAGAAACCAUUCAAAUUCCAGCCAGCUUGGGCCUAGCAUUCAUCUCACGUGUCUGAACCAAGGAUGCACUGUCAGCUAUUGACAAUGAGUCUGUUGCCUGAAAUCUGAAUCCAUUAAAACCAUAGUGAGCCACUGAAAAUACGUUUUUGAAGGGACAACACUGUAUAUGCCCAGAUUUUUAGUAUGGGUAGCUGCAAAUCUACAUAACUGUACCACAACUGGAAGGCUGGCAGAAAGAUGUGCAUUUGUAUAGGUCAUUAUUUUCAUGUAGACACAUUACUGAUUGUUACGUUUCCAGAGUAUGAAUAUCGGGCUUGGGCAAAAAUUGUCUUCAGCUGCCUAGAGACAUUUUUAGAUCUUUAGUAACAUAUUUAAAUAGUGUACAUUAAAAUCCAUACACAGUCUGCUCAUAGGCAGGGACCAAUAAGGACAGACACGGUACUAUAAGUGGAGGACUGGAAGUAAUGCAUUUUGUAGUAGAAUACAUAGUCAUGUAGGAAUCUGUUUCUCCAUUAGAGUUUUUGACAAUUUAAACAUAGCAAACUGGCAAUAUAUAAAAUAAUUUGUUAAACAGCUUCCUUAUUUAUGUCAGUAUGACAUAAAUUAUGAAGUAUUAGUCUUUUGGCUUACUAUGCGAUAUAACAUAGGUGUUCAUUUGUUAGUACUGUGGUUUACUAAACAUAUUAAACUGCUGCUGAGUAUUGUGUUCUUUAAAAUGUAUGACAGUAUCCUUUAUUAGGCACUAAAAUAAGAAACUUCACUUUUUAUUAUCAACUUUGUUUACAGUCCAAUGCAAUCUAUUCUUUUAACUGGAUUUAUGCAAAUGUCAACAAAUAUCACCUGGAAAGGAAAAAUGGUAACUAAGCACAAGUAGCACACUGGAAGUUAGAUGAUAGUUUUCUUUAAAGAUAGGGCACUAAAAUACUCGUCUUGUGACAAAAUGAACAAAAGUCAGUCAUGAUUAUAAUAUUUAUUUCAUAUUUUGCAGUUGGUCAGGGUUUUUACUUUGUCCAAUUUUAGUCCAAGGAAGUGGCAUUAUAUUUUUUCAAUAUCCUCCAUUUUAUGUCUUUGCCACACUUUUUAAGAUGUAUUCUCAAAUACCUAGAAUGAAAGGAGAAAUUCCUUGAGUAGUCCAAUACCUUCAUUAGUCUAUAUAUUGGCUUCUGGAAACAUACAACAAACAUUGACUGGGAAGGGAGUAUUUAAAAUUGUGCAGUUUGUGAAUCUAUCCACAUAGUUCAAUGAACCUAUUUAACAAAAGGGUUACUUCAUGCUAGAAAAAUAGUUUAAAAAAAGAAUCUAUAAAGUGUUCUGUAAGAUCCAGACUGCACAAUGAGAAAUUAUAGUUGUUUUGGCCUCUGCACUUCCAAUCAGAAAGAAUAUUCCCCCUUUCACGCCUCAGAUCUGCUCCAGUGUGGAAUUUAUAUUUCAAAAUGUACAACAAUUAAGUCAGAGGCCUUGGUCAACACUCUGUUUCUGAAUUUUAAAACAUGGUCAGUGAUGUAUGGUUCAAAUAUACAUAUGAAAAAGUUGCACAUUACUAAAUUGCAGUGUGCAAUAUUUUAAUGUAUCAUGCAACUUAGCAUGAACAUUUAUUUCUUUAAAAGAACAGAAAAAUAUUCUAUAGGUAUACUCGUAAAAUGUUCUGGUACUAAUCUGGUACUAAUCAGCCUGCGAACCUACAGAAUAAUUUUGCUAUCAGCUGAGCAGACCAAUACAUUUCAGUUAUGUUUUAUUUGAGAUAUAUACAUGCACCUUAUAUAUGGUGACUGAUAAAAUGUAUAAUAAAGAAAGCUUGAUCUUUGUCAGUACCAUUUUGAAAUGCUUAUGCCUUUUUAUUUUCAGAAGUGUGUGCCCAUUUUUUGUGUUUGAUAGCUCACUACUCAUAUGUUCAGGUACCUACAAGUAAGAAUUGCAUCUUUAAUUUGGAUGAUCUUUGUUAAAUUAUUUAAAUUAUUUUCAUAUGCAAAGUAAACCCAAAGCACUUCAUUCAAAUAUGUUUGUUACUUUAUCUCUGAGGCCAAGGAUAAUAUAAGCUGGCUCCAAACACAUUAUAAUAUAAUAUGGUGGAGUGUACUAAUCUUUCAAAGUUUCAGGAAGUACUGCACUUGUUAAUAUGUCCUGAAAAAGCCCUGGUAUCCAGUAAUAGCAUAAGAGCAGGAAAUAGGUGAAAACAUUUAGAAAAAUAGAAACUUUUUCCCUCCUGUUUAAAUAAAACUGGCACAACAGUAUAUUUAUACUGUAGAUCAGGAAAUAUAUCUACUACUUAAACACAUAGUUAUGAAAAUUUAUGUUAAAAUGUAUUUUUGUUCUUAAAAUUUGUUUACCUGUAUAAAGCCUUACUGCGUCUUGUUUCCUUAACAAAGUAGUAGUAAGUUGUUUAUAGGUAUUAUCCUUAAACUCAGUGGUUUGAGUAGUGUUACAUUUAUAUCACAUUAAAAGUGUAUGCUGCUUGACAUGUUUUAAAGGAAAAUAUUUCUAAGUUGAAAUAGAUGUGUACUUGGUAAAUCAUCUAAAAUUUUACAUAACAGUAUUUUACAUGCACUUUUCAAAAAAGAAUUUUAGUGUUGAUUUAUGAUAUAAAAUAUUUUUCACCUUAGGUUUAAGGUCUCUUUAAAUAACCGUGGAAACAAAUAUGAACAUAUUUUAAAAACUUAUAUUUUUUCCUUUGAAUCAUGGUUAUGCUCUUUUAAUGUGGACACAACUUUUAUAUUUUAAUUUAUUAUCUAUUGAUAUAGUAGAUUCUGUUGGAUGCUGGAAAUUAUUAAUUUGUCAACGUCCCUUUUGACAUAUAUAACCAUUCUAAAGAUGUUGCACAAUAAUUACCUCAUUGAGUUUGGUAUAAUUUUAGUCCAGCGAUUAUUUUGCUCUUGCAACAUAAUCUUCUAUCCAAAUUUUAACAAAUUGCUACCCAGGCUUUAAUCCGAGAUGGAACUUGAAAGUGCUUAAAGAAUUUUGCUUUAUUAAAUGUGAUUAAUCUAGUCUACUUGAUCAGAAUAGAAAGAUAUGGUAUACUUCAUCUUUGAAAAGUUUAUUUUUUUUUUAAAUCCGUUAACAGUUGUUCCAUACCUGGAAACACCAGCAUUUGAAAGUUGAAGAUCUAUAUCAUUUAGGAUUUAAAACUGAACACAUUUCAAAAUAUCAUACAAGAAUUCUGAGAGAAUGACUUUUGUUUUUUAAGAUGCUGAUAAUUCAUCUGAUAAAUAAAAGCCUUUAAACAGGUUUUCACUCUAUACCACCACAGUACAUGGAUGAAAACCGAAACAAUUCAGAAUGACAUAUGCUUUGAAAUGUUGUUGUGUCUGAUGUUGUAUUUAGUAAACGUGUGCAUCAUAAACACUGUAUCCUAUUAGCUGUCACUGAAAAAUGUCCAAAUAAAAAACUCUACAGCUGUU